Molecule: messenger RNA, 1102 nt
Organism: Pseudophryne corroboree (corroboree frog)
Lineage: Eukaryota; Metazoa; Chordata; Amphibia; Anura; Myobatrachidae
Product: E3 SUMO-protein ligase KIAA1586-like
Exons: 4
Coding region: 263-1102 (279 amino acids)
Source: RefSeq, a predicted model, not a curated record
ACUUUGAUUUUUUUGGAGUGUACUUACAAACAGUCCUUGAUCACCACUAAAACCAACAGUGUUCUUCACCCUUCGGAGUGGACUUCAGAACAGCCCUACAUUUUCACCCAAGCUUAUGGUGUUAUACGAUCCUUUGGACUAGACUUGGGAAUACUUCAUUAGGUCUACAUCUUCUGCAGCUGUCCUCUGACAGAGAUUUUCACAUUGAUUAUUGAAAAGUAGACUUUUAAAACAUUGAAGACAUCUAUACCAGGCUGGCAUCAUGUCUAAUAAAAAGCGAACAAAUAGUUCAAAGCCAGGAAUAAUGUUCUACUUUCACCACCAACCAAAGAAAGGAAAAACUGACAUUCCACUUCAAACACAGAACUUAGCACUGGACAAUGAAAUAGUAACUAUUGACUGUGAAGAAGUUGUUGCUGAGACAUCAGCUGAAUCACACGAUAACUCUUCAGAUGAAAAGCAAUAUCCAGCUGUGUGGUCAAAAGAACAAUUUGACGAAUUCAAAAAGAAACAUGAGUGGCUAUUUGCGUCUAGGGGAAAACUCGGCUGUACAAUCUGUGCAGAAGUUUCUAACUUAAAAAUUCACGCUGCUCGAGGCAUAAAUAUUGCUUCUCAGUGGGCAGAAUGUAACAUUUUACCUUUUGGUAAAACUAAGGAAACAGAGCUCACAUCUCUUCGCAAAAAAAAUUAUAUACACAAAAAUAGCGCUGCUCAUGCAGAAGCAGAAAAAAUUCUAGAAACUGCUAGAAAAGAUAUUCUGCUAAACAUAAAUGGAAGAAGUCAAGAAGCUGCUUUUGAAAUCACUAGCCGUGUAUUCAGAACAGCUUACUACAUUGCUAAAAUGAAUAGGCCAUUUACUGACCAUGAGAGCUUGAUUGACCUGCAAAAAGUGAAUGGAGUUCAGAUUGGGCGUUUGCUUCAUAGUAGAAUGGUCUGCGGAGACAUUAUAGAACACAUUUCUGCUGAAAUGAGGAAAAAGAUUGUCUCACAAAUUAUAACAAAAAAAACUAAGAUCACUAUAUUAGUUGAUGAAGCUACUACACUUUCUAGAAAAUCAACUCUUGUUAUUUUUUUAAAAUCCAGUGUUGAUGGUGUCCAGUGA